UCUCAAGUGCUCUGAAGAGGCGGCAAACUCGAGAUGCUUCGUCGAUGAAAACAUCUGCAGCAGCAAAAGCUGAAUUUGUCUCAGAUAUUAUGCUUCUUGGUUACGGUUACAUUUUAUGUGCGUAUCUAUUAUUUACAAAGCAUCAUGUUAAGAUAAAAUGAACCUUCUUUAUUCGACUUCUGUCGGUGAGAUUUUGACUCACUAGCUCACCUGUAUAGUUUGAGUGUCUGCAAAACUGUUUGAUUUUCGUGUUGACUUGUGUUUUAAAUUUAAUAGUGGAAGGUGUGAAUGUAUAGCACAUGUGCAGUCUGCGACAGCAUCGUAGGAAAUGACCAACAAAUGAAGCUUAACCACGCUUACCCUACAAAUUUGUUUGUGAUGGGAGUCUUUUUAUUUGGACUGCUGAGCCCUGCAACUUUAUUCUCACGCUGUUAAGACGCUUGUGAGGAUUUGACCACAACAUUAGAUGAAGCAUGAAUUGAGACUCUUCACAGAACUUACCGUGAAUAUCAUGGUGCACGCUCAGGUGCGGGAAAGCUCCGAAAGAAUUUCCUCCAUGCAUCGAGCAUGCAAUAAAAGUAACAUCAGCUGAACAGUGAUAAGCAAAGAUGUUUUCUGACGAAGCUAAUCUAAGUUACACUUCAAACGGCACGGAUGAGGACUUGUUAUCUGCGCUAGAUGAAGACUGGAGCGACACUCCGGCUGAGAAACUGUCAAGGACGGGACAUAAUGUGGUCGCCGUUAUUUUGGGAUCUAUUCUGGUAUUCGGGAUCCUGAACAAUUUCGUCGUCCUCGUUCUGUUUUGUAAAUUCAAGACCCUGCGGACUCCUGUGAACAUGCUUCUGCUCAACAUCAGUGUGAGUGACAUGCUCGUUUGUCUGUUCGGCACAUCGCUCAGCUUUGCGGCCAGUAUCCGUGGCCGGUGGCUCGUGGGGAAACACGGGUGCAUGUGGUACGGGUUCGUCAACUCAUGCUUUGGGAUUGUAUCAUUGAUCUCUCUGGCAGUCCUUUCGCAUGAACGUUACAGCACGUUAACUGUUUACAACAAGAGGGCCCCAGACUACAGCAAACCCUUGUUGGCUGUCGGGGGUUCCUGGCUCUACUCACUGUUCUGGACGGUUCCCCCCUUGCUGGGCUGGAGUAGCUAUGGACUGGAAGGGGCAGGAACCAGCUGUUCGGUUACAUGGACGGCCAACACCCCACAGUCACAUUCGUAUAUCAUCUGCCUGUUUAUUUUCUGUUUGGGAAUCCCCGUGCUGGUCAUGGUGUACUGUUACAGCCGGCUCCUCUGUGCUGUCAAACAGGUAGGGCGUAUCAGGAAGACAGCAGCACGGCGGAGAGAAUACCACAUUUUAUUUAUGGUCAUUACUACAGUGGUGUGCUACCUUUUGUGCUGGAUGCCCUAUGGGGUUGUUGCAAUGAUGGCCACGUUUGGACGUCCCGGGAUCAUCACACCCAUCGCGAGCGUGGUGCCGUCCCUCCUUGCCAAAAGCAGCACAGUCAUCAACCCUGUUAUUUACAUCCUAAUGAACAAACAGUUUUACAGGUGUUUCCUCAUCCUGUUUCAUUGCAAACACAGCUCUCUAGAAAAUGGACAGUCCUCUAUGCCUUCAAGAACUACUGGUAUCCAGCUCAACCGAAGGGCUUAUAGCAACACAGUGGCUGGCAACGCACCUCCAUCCAUUGGUCUCCAAAACGAGUGCAGCACCCCUGUCUCGGGCUGAAACAAUUCACACAAAAUCACACUUUGAUGUUCCAGCUCCACCCUGCCCCAUUCUAAAUCUACAAAUAAUGCCAAGACAGAAAUCAUCUGUGUAGUGUUGUUGAGUGCCUACAAAUAAAAAGCUGAAAAUCAGAACUGUAUCAAAGUGAUCUUUAUAGCCGUCUUUGUGAUGACAAACUGUUGUCUGACCUAACACACCAUUUUCAGUAAGUAUUUGUAUGUGACUUGUCAAGAUAAAUGUUACAAAGAGCGGGACAGUUGCAAACAUCCACUUGUGACUUGUUUAAAUGGAUGUUUAGAUCAUGUGUUGGUACAUUACUUUUGAAUGUGCUUACCCCCAUGUUGUCUGUAUGUUCCCAACCCAUUUAAGGCCAAGUCUGAGUAAGAAGUUGAAUAAAUCUGUGAAUUUAAAGGAAGCUGGGAAACUGGUAAAAUCCCCAACACAUGACUGCUUUGUAUUCUUUUUCUACCCUGCUCCUAAUCUCACCAUUAUCUGUUGGAGAUCAAGCAUGGUGACAUUUGGAUCAUUAGUCACAUCAUUGCGUCAAAGGAGUCCAGUGAUCUAAGACAGUAUUUCCAAACUUGGUCACUAGUGGUAAUGUUAGAGGAAGAGUUUACCAAAAAAUGAAAAUUCUGUCAUUUACUCAACCUCAUGUCAUUUCAAACUCUUAAUAAUUUAACUAAUUUAAGUGUUCUAUCCAGUUGGGUGAAUUCAGAACAAUGUUGGUGGUAUAUUCAAAAGUUCAUGUGGUAAGAAAAAGUAAAAAAAAAAUUCAUUGUUGUUUUCCUGUGCACCAUCCAGAAUGUCACACUCCAGUCCAGUAGGUGGUGAUGUACUGUCACUGUAUUGAAUACACCUAAACAUAUAUUCAGUGGAGGGUUGUCAAUCAGAGGGCUACGUCCUAGUAAAGCUGCUUAUCUCGCUCUUAUAUGCCAUCUUAAUUUUAAGGAUCAUUGGAAGGCAGCAUCCAUUUCAUAUGUCAUGCAGCGUGUUUUGAAGAAUGCAUCUACUAUAUCCUUUAUGUCCUCCCAUCAAUCAUAACAUAAUAUAAUGAUUUCAUGAAAUAAAUAAUAUAACGAUUUUCAUUAUAAAGCAUUUUUCCAAAAUUAUUUUUAAUCGUAAUUUUGUGCUGUGACCUUGAGGUGUAAAUUUUAAUGAGACUUACUAGACUGUGUCUUUCACUUGUCUUGAAAAAGGUGGCUGCUAACAAGUAACAAAAUGGGACUACAGAGGUUGUCAGGGACAUUAAACCUCAUCACGCAAAACGUCAAAGCCAUAAUGGCGUGUUUAAAGUACAAUCCACAAUCAAACUAAUGAAUGCCAAAAAAAUUACAAAGUGUCUAUUUACACUAAGUGCACAUAGCCCGCCUUGUUGGCAGAGGCUGUUUACACUAACGUUGCCCACCAACAUGUGGUUGGACUAGACAAUAUUACAAAAGACGGUUUCAAUGGCGUAUAUGGUAAAGUGCGUAAUGUAAUGUCUUUUUGAUGCAAACAACCCAAGUUCGAAUCCUCCUUUUGCCGAACCUGCUCUCCUGCCAUUUCACAUUUCAUAUCACAUCGGAAAGAUAAAUAAAAAAAUGAAAGAAAUAAUCGAAAAUCGUAUCUGAACAAUAUUAUUAAAUACUAUAAUGUACUACAAUACUGAGGUGCAGAUAUUUGCCACUAUUUGCAAUAAGUAGUAUAAAUAGCAGAACAUACAGCUAUUUUUACAGUGUAAAUCGAAUCUAUCACUAAAUAGCAUCUAAUUGCUAUUUACAUUGGUGUAAAUACCAUCUCUUGCUAUUUGAACUUAAUGUAAAAAUCUAGAGGUUGUUGUAACGCCCUCAUAGUAGCAAAUAUUGGAUUGUGCCUUUGAUAGCACAUUUAAUGUUUGAGGUUUAGGAAUGCUAAUUGUUUUUGAGAGCCAUCAACUUGUAUUAGCAGCUGUGAUUCACACAGAGCUUGAUUAUAUGUCAACCGUACGAAAAAUGAAUAAAUAAAUAAAUAA
Labeo rohita (rohu) is the source of this 3714-nucleotide messenger RNA. RefSeq names its product teleost multiple tissue opsin 2a (gene tmtops2a). Bases 609 to 1724 code for a protein of 371 amino acids. The transcript has 4 exons. Gene Ontology annotation, molecular function: G protein-coupled receptor activity. Gene Ontology annotation, biological process: G protein-coupled receptor signaling pathway; visual perception. The record is from RefSeq and is a predicted model, not a curated record. NCBI's taxonomy places the organism in Eukaryota, Metazoa, Chordata, Actinopteri, Cypriniformes, Cyprinidae. Gene Ontology annotation, cellular component: photoreceptor outer segment; membrane.